Molecule: messenger RNA, 549 nt
Organism: Penicillium cosmopolitanum
Lineage: Eukaryota; Fungi; Ascomycota; Eurotiomycetes; Eurotiales; Aspergillaceae
Gene: pre1
Product: proteasome core particle subunit beta 4
Exons: 4
Coding region: 1-549 (182 amino acids)
Biological process (GO): proteasomal protein catabolic process
Cellular component (GO): nucleus; cytosol; proteasome core complex
Molecular function (GO): peptidase activity
Source: RefSeq, a predicted model, not a curated record
AUGCGAGGCCCGACCAUUAUUAAGGCGGAGGAUGACAAGACACGGCAGCUCAACAAGCACACUCUCAUGGCCUUCUCGGGAGAGGCUGGAGAUACCGUGCAAUUCGCCGAAUACGUCCAAGCAAAUGUCUCUCUGUACACGAUGCGCAAUGACACCGAACUCAGCCCUGCCGCCGUUUCUAGCUUUGUCCGAGGAGAGUUGGCACGCAGCUUGCGGUCACGAAGCCCUUACACAGUCAACCUCCUGCUUGGAGGAGUGGACCCGGUGACCCAGGAGCCAAGCUUGUACUGGAUUGAUUAUUUGGCCUCGUUGGCUCCCGUACCAUAUGCCGCCCACGGCUAUGCCCAAUACUACUGCCUUUCCCUACUCGACAAACAUCACAACCCGAACAUUUCUCUGGAGGAAGGAAUGAAGCUCCUCGAAAGGUGCACAGAUGAGCUCAAGCGCCGACUACCGAUUGACUACAAAGGAGUGUUGGUGAAGGUGAUCACCAAGGAUGGAGUCAAGGUGAUGGAUUUCGAUAAUGAUAGAGUUGUGCGCAGUGCUUAA